Trichoderma harzianum CBS 226.95 is the source of this 1869-nucleotide messenger RNA. RefSeq lists its product as hypothetical. Gene Ontology annotation, molecular function: protein binding. Bases 1 to 1869 code for a protein of 622 amino acids. The transcript is spliced from 5 exons. The record is from RefSeq and is a predicted model, not a curated record. NCBI's taxonomy places the organism in Eukaryota, Fungi, Ascomycota, Sordariomycetes, Hypocreales, Hypocreaceae.
AUGAGAGGGCCACCAACACCGAGCAUGCCCACGCCGGCCGCCGACUUUGAUCAGCAGUUGACGGGAUCGGCUCCUGAUCCGCCAACCCCAGCCGCGUCUCCAGGACCUGCGCACUGCCAACCGGAUUGGAGCGAUGCCGCCGAUGAUGAAGAUUUCUUCCUCGCCAAAGUUCGACAUCACUUUCAGAACUGUUCCGGUCCUCAACGAACGAGAAUCUUGGCCGAUUUGUUGAACCUCUGUACCAGCCAGCAGCUCAGCUUUGUUCACCAAUUUGUCAGCCCGUUGCUGAAGAAGGACCCAUUUACCAGUCUUCCGGAUGAGCUAUGUUUACGGAUAUUGUCAUUCAUUGAUGAUCCCAAAGUUCUUGCGCGAGCGUCGCAAGUGUCUAAGAGGUGGCGAGAUCUGUUGAGCGACGACAUGACGUGGAAGAACCUUUGCGAGAAACACGAUUAUGGUCGCCGCUUGUCAGAAGUGUCGCCCUCGGCCCCAAUCAUGACGACGAGGUCCUCGGCCUAUGCCGUCGAUAUGGAUAGCGAAAUGUCCAGCAGCUUCCCGGGGGCGCUCCCCUUCACUUCACACGGUUCAAGUUCAAUGAGCUAUGACAGCAGGAGGCCCAAGAUACGCUCAUAUAAGUCUCACUUUAAGCAGAGAUAUCUGGUGGAGGCGGCUUGGCGGUCCGGCGGCACAAGCAUCACCCGCAACAUUACACAAGAAGGAGGCGUGGUUACGAGUUUGCAUCUGACGCCAAAAUACAUCAUUGUCGCUCUCGACAAUGCAAAGAUUCACGUCUUUGACACGGAUGGCAACUCGCAGAGGACCUUGCAGGGCCAUGUCAUGGGAGUCUGGGCCAUGGUACCUUGGGGAGACACCAUGGUCAGCGGUGGCUGCGAUAGAGACGUGCGCGUCUGGGAUUUGAAGACUGGCGCUUGUCUACAUACGUUGCGAGGCCAUACAUCGACUGUUCGAUGCCUGAAGAUGGCCGAUGCUAACACCGCCAUCUCCGGGUCUCGAGACACCACUCUGCGGAUCUGGGACAUCCGCACCGGUCUCUGCAAGAACGUCCUGGUUGGACACCAGUCUAGUGUACGGUGCCUAGAGAUCAAGGGCGACAUUGUAGUAUCCGGUAGCUACGAUACGUUUGCCAGAGUUUGGAGCAUUUCAGAGGGCCGAUGCCUGCAAACGCUGCAGGGACAUUUUAGUCAGAUCUAUGCUAUUGCGUUUGACGGCAAGAGGGUGGUGACUGGGAGUCUGGAUACUAACGUUAGAGUCUGGGACCCCAAAACUGGAGAAUGCCUUGCCAUUCUUCAGGGCCACACGUCUCUUGUCGGACAGCUGCAGAUGCGAGGUGAUACUCUGGUGACUGGAGGCUCUGACGGCUCAGUCAGAGUGUGGUCUCUGGAGAAGAUGUGCCCCAUCCAUCGCCUUGCUGCUCAUGACAACAGCGUCACGAGCUUGCAAUUCGACGACACACGCGUUGUCAGCGGAGGAAGCGACGGCAGAGUCAAGAUUUGGGAUCUCAAGACGGGCCACCUUGUGCGCGAACUGAUCGCUCAAGGCGAGGCGGUUUGGCGGGUUGCUUUUGAAGAGGAAAAGUGUGUUGCUUUGGCUUUGAGGCAAGGCCGCACGGUCAUGGAGGUCUGGUCUUUCUCUCCUCCGGAAGAUGUGCUCUAUGAUCGCCCGUUCUCGCUUCAACAGCGCGUUCUUGAAGAUGAUCCAGACCGCCCAAUGAGUGCCAUGGCGUUUGACUACCGAGGUGGUGAUGUGACAAUGGCGGGCUUGAGCCGAGACGAUUCAUCUCAAGACAUGCACAUGGUGGAUGCCGGCCCAUCAACUGCUCCGCUCCAAGGGACGUUUUUCCGCGACGAUUAA